AUGGCCGACGCCCUCAAGGUUGAAGGCAAUAAGGCUUUCGCAGCCAAAGACUUCCAGACUGCCGUUGAGAAAUUCUCGCAGGCUAUUGAAUUAGAUCCCUCAAACCACGUCCUCUACUCGAACCGUUCAGGCGCAUACGCCUCUCUCCGGGAAUACCAAAAGGCGCUUGAAGAUGCCCAAAAGACGACAAAGAUCAAGCCUGACUGGGCCAAGGGCUGGGGACGGAAAGGCGCUGCUCAGCAUGGUGUAGGCGAUCUUGUUGGAGCCAAGGACUCUUAUGAAGAGGCUCUCAAGCUCGACCCGACCAACGCCCAAGCCAAGUCAGGACUCGACGCCGUCAACAGAGCCAUCGAGGCCGAGGCUCGUGCGGACGGCGCUGAUAUGGGAGGUCUGGGCAACAUCUUCAGUGAUCCUCAGCUCAUCCAGAAGCUGGCCAGCAACCCGAAGACCGCUCCCUUCCUCGCCGAUCCGCAGUUCAUGGGCAAACUGCAACGGCUGGCCAAGAACCCCAACGAAAUGGGCCAGGAGCUGGGUGACCCGAGGUUCCUACAGGUGAUGGGUGUACUACUGGGCGUUGACAUGCAAAUGGGAAUGCCGCCCGAGGGCGCGCCUUCAGGAGCAGGAAAGCCGACGGAAGCAGAGGAGGAUGUGCCUAUGACCGACGCCGGUCCAGCGUCGAACCCUCCACCUGCCGAGACGAAGAAGCCCGAGGAGAAAGCACCCGAGCCCGAGCCCGAACCGGAGCCCGAAGAUGAGGAGGCAAUUGCAGCAAAGAAAGCCAAAGAGGAGGCCGAACAAGAGAAGAAGUUGGGCAACGACUUCUACAAGAAGCGACAAUUCGAUGAAGCAAUUGAACACUACAGCAAGGCCUGGGACCUGCACAAGGACAUUACCUAUCUGACGAACCUGGGAGCCGCCAAGUACGAGAAGGGCGACUACCAGGGCUGUAUCGAGGCGUGCGAAAAGGCCAUUGAGGAAGGUCGACAAAUCCUCGCCGACUUCAAGAUCAUUGCCAAAGCGUUCGGGCGGAUUGGCUCGGCGUACGAGAAGCUGGGCGACCUACCAAAGGCCAUCGACAACUUCCAGAAAUCGCUGACGGAGCACCGCACGCCGGACAUCCUCACGAAGCUCAGAGCGGCCGAGAAGGCUAAAAUCAAGGCGGAAAGGGACGCAUACAUUGACCCGCAGAAGGCAGAAGAGGCUCGUCUCCUCGGAGCAGAGCGAUUCAAGAACGCAGACUGGCCCGGCGCCGUGGAAGCGUACACCGAGCUCACGAAGCGAGCACCAGACGACCCUCGAGGCUACAGCAACCGCGCGGCCGCACUGAUCAAGCUUCUGGAGUUCCCCAACGCCCUUCAAGACUGCGACGAAGCCAUCAAGCGCGACCCCAAGUUCAUCAAAGCCUACCUGCGCAAAGCCCAGGCUCUGUACGGCAUGAAGGAGUACAACAAGUGUCUGGACGUGCUCACCGAGGCCAUGGAGCACGACGAAGGCGGCAAGAAUGCCCGCGAAAUCGAGCAACAGCAGCAGAAGGCUCUCGAGGCCAUGUAUGCUGCUCGCGCGGGCGAGACCGAGGAGCAGACGGCGGCCAGGAUCCAGAACGAUCCCGACAUCAUGCAAAUCCUCUCCGAUCCAGUCAUGCAAUCGAUUCUGCAACAGGCCAAGAACGACCCCGCCGCCCUCAACGAGCACAUGAAGAACCCCGGCAUCCGCGGCAAGAUUCAGAAACUCAUCGCCGCCGGCGUCAUCCGUGUAGGCCGGUAG
Molecule: messenger RNA, 1764 nt
Organism: Capronia coronata CBS 617.96
Lineage: Eukaryota; Fungi; Ascomycota; Eurotiomycetes; Chaetothyriales; Herpotrichiellaceae
Product: stress-induced-phosphoprotein 1
Exons: 3
Coding region: 1-1764 (587 amino acids)
Molecular function (GO): Hsp90 protein binding
Source: RefSeq, a predicted model, not a curated record